AGCUUGCACAGGAGGAUCAAGCCCACGGCAGAGUCUCCAUGGAGGUGUGGAGCCUUGUCACCAACCUCUAACUGCAGAACUGGGAUGUGGAGCUGGAAGUGUCUCCUGUUCUGGGCUGUGCUGGUCACAGCCGCACUCUGCACUGCCAGGCCAGCGCCAACCUUGCCGGAACAAGCCCAGCCCUGGGGAGCCCCCGUGGAAGUGGAGUCCCUCCUGGUCCACCCCGGUGACCUGCUGCAGCUCCGCUGUCGGCUGCGGGACGAUGUUCAGAGCAUCAACUGGCUGCGGGACGGGGUGCAGCUGGUGGAAAGCAACCGCACCCGCAUCACGGGGGAGGAGGUGGAGGUGCGGGAUUCCGUGCCCGCCGACUCCGGCCUCUACGCCUGCGUGACCAGCAGCCCCUCGGGCAGCGAUACCACCUACUUCUCCGUCAACGUCUCAGAUGCUCUCCCCUCCUCGGAGGACGAUGAUGACGAUGAUGACUCCUCUUCAGAGGAGAAAGAGACAGAUAACACCAAACCAAACCCCGUGGCUCCCUACUGGACGUCACCAGAAAAGAUGGAAAAGAAACUGCACGCAGUGCCAGCUGCCAAGACAGUGAAGUUCAAAUGCCCUUCCAGUGGGACCCCUAACCCCACGCUACGCUGGCUGAAAAAUGGCAAAGAAUUCAAGCCUGACCACAGGAUUGGAGGCUACAAGGUCCGUUAUGCCACCUGGAGCAUCAUAAUGGACUCCGUGGUGCCUUCUGAUAAGGGCAACUACACCUGCGUCGUGGAGAACGAGUAUGGCAGCAUCAACCACACCUACCAGCUUGAUGUCGUGGAGCGGUCCCCUCACCGGCCCAUCCUGCAGGCAGGGUUGCCAGCCAACAAGACAGUGGCCCUGGGCAGCAAUGUGGAGUUCAUGUGUAAGGUGUACAGCGACCCGCAGCCCCAUAUCCAGUGGCUAAAGCACAUCGAGGUGAAUGGGAGUAAGAUUGGUCCGGACAACCUGCCGUAUGUCCAGAUCUUGAAGACGGCCGGAGUUAAUACCACCGACAAAGAGAUGGAGGUGCUGCACUUAAGGAAUGUCUCCUUUGAGGACGCGGGGGAGUAUACAUGCUUGGCGGGUAACUCUAUCGGACUCUCCCAUCACUCUGCAUGGUUGACCGUUCUGGAAGCCCUGGAAGAGAGACCGGCGGUGAUGACCUCGCCCCUGUACCUGGAGAUCAUCAUCUAUUGCACGGGGGCCUUCCUCAUCUCCUGCAUGGUGGGGUCUGUCAUCAUCUAUAAGAUGAAGAGUGGCACCAAGAAGAGUGACUUCCACAGCCAGAUGGCCGUGCACAAGCUGGCCAAGAGCAUCCCUCUGCGCAGACAGGUAACAGAAAGUAGAUGGGGGGUGUCGGCCGACUCCAGCGCAUCCAUGAACUCUGGGGUCCUGCUGGUUCGGCCCUCGCGUCUCUCCUCCAGCGGGACCCCCAUGCUGGCUGGGGUCUCUGAAUACGAGCUUCCCGAAGACCCUCGCUGGGAGCUGCCUCGGGACAGACUGGUUUUAGGCAAACCCCUGGGAGAGGGCUGCUUUGGGCAGGUGGUGUUGGCGGAGGCCAUUGGGCUGGACAAGGACAAACCCAACCGGGUGACCAAAGUGGCUGUGAAGAUGCUGAAAUCGGAUGCAACAGAGAAAGACCUGUCAGACCUGAUCUCUGAAAUGGAGAUGAUGAAGAUGAUUGGGAAACACAAGAACAUCAUCAACCUGCUGGGGGCCUGCACACAGGACGGCCCCCUGUAUGUCAUCGUGGAGUACGCCUCCAAGGGCAACCUCCGAGAGUACCUGCAGGCCCGGAGGCCACCGGGGCUGGAAUACUGCUACAACCCCAGCCGUCAUCCUGAGGAGCAGCUGUCCUCCAAGGACCUGGUAUCCUGUGCCUAUCAGGUGGCCCGAGGCAUGGAGUAUCUCGCCUCCAAGAAGUGCAUACACCGAGACCUGGCCGCCAGGAACGUGCUGGUGACGGAGGACAACGUGAUGAAGAUCGCAGACUUUGGCCUCGCUCGUGACAUCCACCACAUCGACUACUAUAAAAAGACGACCAACGGCCGACUGCCUGUCAAGUGGAUGGCACCCGAGGCCUUGUUUGACCGGAUCUACACCCACCAGAGCGACGUGUGGUCUUUUGGGGUGCUUCUGUGGGAAAUCUUCACUCUGGGCGGCUCCCCGUACCCUGGCGUCCCUGUAGAGGAGCUUUUCAAGCUGCUGAAGGAGGGUCAUCGUAUGGACAAGCCCAGUAACUGCACCAAUGAGCUGUACAUGAUGAUGCGAGACUGCUGGCACGCGGUACCCUCUCAAAGACCUACCUUCAAGCAGCUGGUGGAAGACCUGGACCGCAUAGUGGCCUUGACCUCCAACCAGGAGUACCUGGACCUAUCAAUGCCCCUGGACCAGUACUCCCCCAGCUUCCCCGACACCCGCAGCUCUACCUGCUCCUCUGGGGAGGAUUCCGUCUUCUCUCACGAGCCCUUGCCCGAGGAGCCCUGUCUGCCCCGACACCCGGCCCAGCUGGCCAAUGGCGGACUCAAACGGCGCUGA
Lipotes vexillifer (Yangtze River dolphin) is the source of this 2562-nucleotide messenger RNA. RefSeq names its product fibroblast growth factor receptor 1 (gene FGFR1). Gene Ontology annotation, molecular function: ATP binding; fibroblast growth factor receptor activity; fibroblast growth factor binding. Gene Ontology annotation, cellular component: plasma membrane; signaling receptor complex. The record is from RefSeq and is a predicted model, not a curated record. Gene Ontology annotation, biological process: positive regulation of cell differentiation; positive regulation of kinase activity; multicellular organism development. The transcript is spliced from 17 exons. The coding region runs from base 85 to 2562 and encodes 825 amino acids. NCBI's taxonomy places the organism in Eukaryota, Metazoa, Chordata, Mammalia, Artiodactyla, Lipotidae.